Molecule: messenger RNA, 1890 nt
Organism: Amoebophrya sp. A25
Lineage: Eukaryota; Dinophyceae; Syndiniales; Amoebophryaceae
Source: the annotation of a GenBank genome assembly
AUGGAAGACUACCUCGAUGGGAGGGUGGAAGAGGUGCGGCAAAAGCUCGUUGCCAACUUAGAUUUUUUAGCGACGGCGAAAAAACCAGCGAGAGACGGAAAAAACAGAAGCAAAAGCGUCAUCCCCGGACGAAGUCAAAAGAGCCUCGCGGAUGAAGAUGGAGCCGAUGAAAAACGUGGCGAAAGCAAAGAAGGUGGGGGUGAUUAUACGCUAGCAGCUCCUUCACUGUCGCCAGACCGGGAAAAUGACAUGGCAGUUCACAAUGCUACGAGGCGCAUCGAGAGGAUGAAUGCGGCGUCGAAAAUGCUAGAAGAACUGGAGAUGCUUCUAGGUCCGUCAGAGUUGCCUGUUGCCUCUUCAUUAGCUAACAGCGACGAUCUAAUGUUAAAUUCAUCGGUCCAAGGAAAAAAGCGCAGCGGCGUGUCAAAAAGUCCUACGACAAAGAGAAACCAGAAGAAAAACGGCGGCGAUGUGCGUGGUCAAAAUCAAGCGAUGAACGUGGGUGCACGGAAGGGCAGUCCUGGAACGAUGCCUGCGGCAGCGUCCGCAUUAUCAAGAAGAGAUCAUGACCAACCAUCUAGCAACCAGCACAAUGGCGUGAUAACUUCGGGCUCCUCCGUCUCGCGUCUUCCGGCUUAUGAGAUGGCAGGUGUUGAUCAGGUGACGAGCGUCGGGAUCGUGAAAACUACAUCAGCAGAUCAGCAAAAAGCGAUGGGCAUUGCGGAUUUGCCUGAGCUGUCUUACCGCCAUCGGCGCGUCAAGGAGCUGAGCGCUGGCGGCAUAGCUUUUCCUGAUUUGUCGCGGAUCCAGCUGAGCGUCGACGGUGGGGACAGCGUAGAUGAUUUGAUUCGCGCUUUUGAUCUGAAGGGAGACAACGACCCAGUGACACGCUUUUUAGCUGAGAGCGGCGCUUACGCGCGGAUAGCGACCGAGAAUGCAAUUCCAUUCAAUUAGGUCAAAGCCUUGUGGGUUUUCACUUUUUGUUAUCCUUGGAAAACGUCAUCGUGAUUCUGAUUAUGAUGAAGUGUGUCCGUCGCUUACUCAAGCUAUUUUUACUCUCCCCGAAGACGUAGCUCGCCACACCAGUGAGAAGUUUGUAAAGCCUCUUCUAACUUGAAGAUGUGGACAAGGCUCCGUCCGUGCGUGCCCGUCGUAAAGCUGCGGAGGAGUGUCGCGCGCGAGUGGCGGCAAUCAGUCCCGAGCGAGCGGAGCGUGACUUCCAUGAAUGUGGUGUGGCAUCCUGUGCACGCAUUAGCGCGGGAUGCUUCGACGGUGUCGCACAAAUGGAAAUGCGAAAGAAGAGCAACUCGCCGAGCCCGAGCAGAAAUGUCGUCGCGGAAGUGAACGACAAAAACGGAGUAACUAGCUCGGGCAGUUGCGCGUCUGCUUCAUCACUGUUUUCUCGCGCACAGGCAAUGUUUCUUCUGCGUCAACCUCACAAAGAUGAGUAUUUCAACAGUUCGCAAGACUCCAAUUUUCGGCCAACCGGCGCUAUUGCGCCGUUAUUGAUUUUGCCUGGGGGCAAGAAGGAUUUUGCAAAUUCAAAUGAGAUGUCGCCAACGUCACCAACCACACGAGAGGGAUCUCGGAUCGCAACGAGCUACAGCCCUGAGCGAGAGCGCUAUUUGAAAAUGCGCCACCGCCUCGCCACAGGGCAGCCAGCGGCUUCAUUACCGUCUAGUCAUUCCCAAGCGAACCGCGCUUUUUCGUCUUCGCCAAGUCAUGUGCAUAGAUUGCGACUGCGUCAGGCGCACAAAUGGAAUCCGAUGUCGGCGCUCAACACGUCUUUGUCGCCUUGUUCUGCUCAUCGCAGAGAUUCUAGCUUUGAUGUUCAUUCCGCAAAUAUUAACGAGCUCGUUGGGCUUGUGUCCCCUUCGUGGACGAACAACG